This is a messenger RNA of Nymphalis io (European peacock), 1059 nucleotides long. RefSeq lists its product as uncharacterized. The transcript is spliced from 3 exons. Bases 167 to 1018 code for a protein of 283 amino acids. Lineage: Eukaryota; Metazoa; Arthropoda; Insecta; Lepidoptera; Nymphalidae. The record is from RefSeq and is a predicted model, not a curated record.
ACAGUUGACACUUUGAAUGUUAUUAUUUCGUGUGUGGAUUUGAGGUUAUGUUCACAAAUUAUGAUCGUAAAAUGUAAUUAAACGUAAACUGAGCAUGUUAUUUAGAAAAUAACUUUACUCCAUAAAAUUGAAUAUUCUAGAAAAACAUUUCGUUUAUGAAAUUACAAUGGAAGCAAAGAAAUUAAAGACGAAGAAAGGUACAAUUAAUAAGGGAAAAGUUAAAAAGACUUUAAAAAAUGUUAUAUGUCGCCCCGAUCCUGUAUUUUGGCCAGCAGUGUCGGAAGCUGAAGCAACUUCAUUAAGUAACAUUCUUAUGGAGCAUCGUAUCGCUAUUCCUGAUAUUAAAAAACCUCACUGGAAUGAACUGAAAUUGAUACCGAAAAAUGAAAGACCGAAACCUUCGCCACUGAAGAAAAUAGAUGGAUUUUUGUUUGGAAUAUCAGUGUGCCACAAUGCUAUUGAAAAAAAUGAAUGCUCUGCAGUGUUAAUAGAGGCAUUGGUUGAACCCCAAAUGAUUGUCCAGUCAAUUAUUGAAGCAUGUAAUUCUUCCGAUAUUCCAGUUAUUUGCUUAAAAGAUUUAAAAAUCAUAACCAAAAAAAACUUUGGUAUACAGACAAGCUGCUUAGGAAUAAAAAAAGAUAACUUACUAAAAAUCAGUAGUAAUGUCAAGCAAAUAUAUCAAAAAUAUCAAGUUCAGAAGAAGAAUGUUAAUGAAAGUAACUCCUCGAGUGUUAAUCUUGAAAGUAAAAAAGUAUUAGAAAAAGAAGAUUCCCAGAUGGAUAUAGACAUAGAUCAAACCUACAACCCAUAUCUUUUUAGAAUUGAUAAGAAAACUAGAGUGUUUGUGCCGAACAAUAAGCACACAAAUGAAGAAAGUAACAAGUUUGUGGGACAAAACUUUAUUAAAUUGUCAGUUCAGAAAAUUGAAAAUAAUACCGAUAGUAAGGAAUACAUGAGAAUGAUGUUGAAAAAAAUUACUAAUAACCCUAAUAGAAAAAAAAAUAAUAAGCUUAAGUAAUUUUAUUAAACUAGUAUAUUUACCUGUAUAAUAAAUGUAUU